AUGUAUGAAGGUCAUAAGUACCCCUCUGGGUUUGACACUGUCACCACAUCAUCUUGUAGCCUGGCCGCCCUGUCAAAGAGCGACUGGUCUCUCUACACAGACUCAGAGAGCGACUCUCAGGCAGACUUCAGCUGGCCUUCAAGAAUCCGGGUAAGGGAACGCUUGUCCAGGGAUGAAACAGUCCAGAGGCCCCCUGACUGGAGUCCAGACAGGCACCAGGGUAACAGACACCACACUCAGGGGAACACUGCUCAGUACACGCCACAACGAUCAGAACCCACCCAGCAAAGGACUGUUCCCCAUCCUCAGCCCAGCCCAGGCCACCAUCCUGCCCAUGGUCAAACAACCUACCCUGAUUACCAACACUCUGGUCCUGCCGUUGACUCUCAGCCUUAUUUGGCCAUCCCUGCCCCAGUGGCCACCGCCAAACUUCCUGGACCCCCUGAGGUACUACCACGAAGAAGAGUGAGUGCCGACCAGAUCCAUGCCGCCAAUAGGGGGGCAAGAAUGGAGGCCAGGCAGGCUCUGAAGGAAGAGGCCCACACAGAGGGUCUGCUGAAGAGCAGGAAAGCCGUGUUGCCAUCUGAGAUUCGCCGAAGGGAAAAGAGUGUGGAUGAUACUCCAAGGGGCCCGCUUGAAGAGAUGGAUUGGCAAACCUACAGCCCAGAACGGAGGAGGACGAGUCGAGGCGAGGACGACUGGGAUCAUGAGAGACCAAGGGAGAGGGGGAGGGAGAGAAAUGUCGACAGGAUCAGAGAGAGAGGAAGAGAGCAUCUCUCUAGCCAUGAUGGCCAACAGGAGAGAUUGUUUCAAACCCAGCCUCCCCACACCUCUGCAAGCCAGCAGCCCAGGCUGCGUCAGUCCGCAGAGCCUGUGUACCUUCAAGAGCCCCAAGUUCAUCAGCAAGCCACCAACGCAACCACAGUAUGAACCCAGACCGAGACAACCUGUGGCUCAAGUCCAACAGCAAGAGCCCCAGCUUCAGCAGAAAGAACCCCCAACACAACCACAGUAUGAACCCAGAAAGAGACAACCUGAGGCUCAAAUUCAACAACAAGAAACCCCAACGCAGCAAAAGUUUGAAACCAGAAGGAGACAACCUGAUCCUCAAAUGCCG
Messenger RNA from Eleginops maclovinus (Patagonian blennie), 1117 nucleotides. Its product is annotated as supervillin-like. Lineage: Eukaryota; Metazoa; Chordata; Actinopteri; Perciformes; Eleginopidae. The record is from RefSeq and is a predicted model, not a curated record.